Enterobius vermicularis (human pinworm) is the source of this 846-nucleotide messenger RNA. Lineage: Eukaryota; Metazoa; Nematoda; Chromadorea; Rhabditida; Oxyuridae. The record is from the annotation of a GenBank genome assembly.
AUGCUAUUUCUGUUUUUGGCCCCGUAUUUUAAUGAGAAGAUGGCUCUAAGGGCACCAAAAGCUCAUAGAAUAAAGCACUUUUCAAUGAAUAAGAAGUGUUUGAAAUGCUCUCGUCUAAACGACCUUUAUGAUUCCUUCGAGUCAAGUCGGACUUAUGAAGGUGAAAACAAUGUUCUACUUCAACAGACCGCAAACGUGCUGCUUUCCUUGUACAGUACUUCUGUUCCAGUGGAGUCCCCUUUAAAUUCGUUUAAAGUGCUUCAAAAAAGAGCACCCAAGUUCGAACGCUGGGGAGAAAAUAUCGUCCACGACAUAAAAAAAGCGUACGAAUGGCUUAUUCUUCAUUUUGCCGAGAAGACCGCAGUUGAAAUAAAGAAGCUCACGAGAUCGGGUAUGACUGAAGCCACUGCCAAGAAUUACGCGUUUUAUGAGUGUUGUAAACCACUUGCCAUUGUUUAUGUCGAGUACACGAUUCUUUCUUGCUUUUGUGAAGUCACCGAGCAAGCAUGUAAAGGAAUCAAAGCAACACUUGAUCUUCUAAUGACCGUCUACGCAACGUCUUCUAUCAAGAAACAUAUCGCAGCUCUAUACGCCGGCGGUUACACAUCUGACGGUAAAUGGGUGGCCAGAAUUUCUGACGUGCUGAACUGCGCAGUAGCGGAAAUGAAGAAUAAUGCAGUGUUAAUAUGUGACGAAAUAGCUCCAGACGACUUUCUGCUUCACUCAAUUAUUGGUAAAUCGGACGGUCAGGUACAUGAAUGUCUGUGGGAACAGUUCAAAAAAGAAGCCAAUGUUCGUCCGGACUGGUUGCCUGACUUAGUGCAAUUUUUGAAGAAAAAGAAAUGA